AUGAAGUUCUGGACGGCGGACUCGGAGGAUCUUGUGGUGGACAUGGUGGAGUGUGAAGUGUGCCAGCGCUGGAUCCCCUCGAAAAACGCGGCCAUUCACAGUCUCUAUCAUGCACAUCAGCCAAUACGAAUCCAAACGGAUGAUAAUGGCGACAGCGGCCUUCCUUCCUUCGUCAUGCAGACCAUUCCUUGCGAGGAUUGUAGGGUGUUAGUUCCCAGAGGUAACUGGGAAAUUCAUCGAGCUCAUGUCUGUCGAGGGAGACAACAAGCGGGACAAGUUUACAAUAACCAUCCUGCCCAAGAAGAACAAGAGGAACCACAGUCGCCCAAUGACAAUCCACCCGUAGUCGUGACAAUGGAGACAGUGGAAUGCUCCGCCUGUGGCAUCCUGGUUCCCAUUCACAACUUGGAAUUGCACGAGACGCGAGCUUGCUCGGCGCUCCAUACAGUACCACCGACGGGAACUGCUAAUUUGGACACGACGUCAGAUACGAAUGGUGGCUGCAGCUUCCCUUUAAUUGAUGACAAGGACGAAGAAGUAGAAGGAUGGAAAUGUCCCCGUUGUACUUUUCAGAACAACAACACCACAGCCAAUCAAGAAAAAUGUUCCAUGUGCGAGUACCAGCUAGUAUCAGCGACAGAAAGUAGUAACCACAAUCCGCAGAAAGAUUCACCGCCAUCCGAAGAAUCCGAAAAAGAGGGAUGGAUGUUUUGGAAAAGCGUGGUCAAGGAUUGGGUCCCGGUGGAGUAUCAUCAGCUCCUGCCGGAACAUCUAGUGCCAGAACGCGAAAGAAAGAAACGAAAGAAAAAGAGAGGCAAGAGACUGCCACGACAAAAUAAUAGUUCGGAACCUCCUCCUUCUCGCCAAGAAAUACGACAGUGUCGUUCCGUCUAUUUGGAUUGGCUGGAGAGGGAACGGCGGCAGUACGUGCAAUUGUUGGAGACAACUCGUCAACAGUAUCUUUGCUUGAAGCAGCAGCAGCAGCAGCAGCAGCAGCAGCAGCAGGAACCCUCUCAUGAGGACGAGCCAAUGGAACGAUUGAGAAAGCCUUCAGAUGACGACAAAGACGAAGCAUCCAGACUGCCACAAUCCAUCACGCCCCCAACCCAGUUAGAGUUACUGCAAGCCACGGAACAGCUGUGCCUGCACCAUUUGGAAUAUCUUCGAAGGACACGUGUGAUUCAACAAUUGAAACAGGAUAUUGAGCUCUUGGGACUUCCUCGUUGGAAACAUCAUUUACACCAUUUGCUCGACUUGUACCAAUCCGCCUCCGAACUGUACGUGGACAAUAUCAUCUGGGAGCUACGCAUGCAGUUCAUGCGGUACGCCGUGCUGGAAAUCAUGGCCAUGUUGGAAUUGGCCAUUUGGAGCGCACAGAUUCAAUCCAUGGUGGCGAGCCUGGGGCAACCCAUGGAUGGCGGGGAAGCAAGGAGGGCGUGUCGAAACAGUCGUGAUAUCAGUAUCAUUUGCCAGUCGGUCAUGCCAUUCUUGGGACGACCACAAACUCCAGCGUUGCGUGGACUGUAA
Seminavis robusta is the source of this 1527-nucleotide messenger RNA. NCBI's taxonomy places the organism in Eukaryota, Bacillariophyta, Bacillariophyceae, Naviculales, Naviculaceae. The record is from the annotation of a GenBank genome assembly.